AUGACCGAGCCUGGCGACCACCUCCGGUGCGGCCUGGGCGAGAUGUCGGCCCCAACCCGCGCCGAGUUCUUCGAGGUCGCGAACAAGUUGCAGGGCGAGCACCUGAAGCGCCACCUGACGACAACGAUCAUGCAGGAUAUGUCCAAGGAGCAGUCGAUCGCUUUCUCCUCGCACGGGAACGUCCACAAAGUGAAGGACCUGGAGAAAGAGGCGGAGGGGAACCCGUCCAAGCUGGAGGACCUUGCGAAGUUGAAGCUCAACAGUUAUAUGUUUCACUCGGCCCACUACGACUGCGAGAUGCUGCGGGUUCCGACCUACACGCUCGAUGUGACGAAGAAAUCUAGCCAGCGCGAAUGUCAGAAGCGCACCAUCGAUGCUGAGGAAGCCGUCAAAGCCAAGAAAACUCGCUUGCCUAAAAAGUCGGCCGGCGAGGCCGUGGAGGACGGUUCCGGGGGACCUUCGGGAGAACCAGCCGAAGGGGGGCAACCCGCAGGGGCCCCGACUGGCCGCGGCGGCAGCGGCAAGGGCCGCGGCCGCGGCCGCGGCCGCGGUGGGCCGCCGCCGAACCUCCCGAAGGAGCUGACGCCCGCUCAGAAGAAUCGCGCGAAGGCGGGGGCGGACAAGUUCACGAAGGCAGAAUUUGAGUUCGAGGGCAUCAUGGUAGAGGCUCUUGCCGACAGGGAGAGCAUCCCGAAGAGGCUCCUGGACAACGCCCUGGAGUUGCAGAAAAUUCCCCGCGCAUCCAGGCCGCCCUGGACGACUUGA
Messenger RNA from Prorocentrum cordatum, 765 nucleotides. NCBI's taxonomy places the organism in Eukaryota, Dinophyceae, Prorocentrales, Prorocentraceae. The record is from the annotation of a GenBank genome assembly.